CCGGCAAGGAAACAGUGGCGGGUAAAGUUUUUCUUUCCUCCCCAUCUUUGUUAUCCUUUUUAUUAUUGCACACAUACUUACUGCUAUAAGUUCAUCUUCACAAACCAACCAUGAGGCGCACAAGAAGUUCGACAAAUAAAAGUCAGAGUGCACAAGAAACUAAAGAAGAAGAAGCCCUGUCCAAAACAGUGUGGCAGUGGAAAGGAGAUGAAGGACAGUGGGAACCAUACUCGGCUGCAGACUGCGCCUUGUUGGACUCGGCCGUCUCUUCGGGAAACACGUCUGCCACUCUGUCUCUGGGCUCUGGGACGAGCUACGAGGUCGACCUGAAGAAGAUGCUCCAGAUUAAUCCCGUCACCAAGUACAAGAGGAAGAUUCGCUCUCAGACUGUAAAACCAGAAAGUUUGAACGAGGCCGGUGAGCUAGAAGCUCAAAAUGAGAGGCCAGUUGAACUUAAAGAGGAAGAGGAGGAGAUGGAGAAGCAACCUGCAGCGAAGAGGAAGAGAGCGCAGAGCAAGAGUCAGACAAAAACUGAGAAAAAACCCAAAGAAGAAAUAAAAAGUGAAGAGGUCGUGAAGACGGUGGUCAUGAAGGGAAAAGCUCCGGUGGACUCUGAGUGUAAAGCCAAACUGGGAAAGGCUCAUGUUUACAGUGAAGGGAACGAUGUUUACGACAUGAUGCUCAAUCAGACAAAUCUUCAGUGUAACAACAACAAAUACUACCUGCUCCAGCUGCUGGAAGACGACGGCUCCAGGGCGUACAGUGUGUGGUUGCGAUGGGGCCGAGUGGGAAAAGUGGGUCAGAGCAGUCUGACAGCCUGUGGUGGAGACCUGCUGAAAGCCAAAGAUUUCUUCAAGAAAAAGUUUUUAGAGAAGACCAAGAAUGAGUGGGAACACCGAGCGAGUUUUGAGAAAGUAGCUGGAAAAUAUGACAUGGUGUUCAUGGACUACAGCGCGAACAAUAAGGCAAAAGAACCAACAACUCAUUCAUCUAUUCAAUAUCUUCGAUCAUUUUGUAUAAUUGAUACAUUUCACUGUUUCCAGGAGGAGAACCUGACCACUGUGGACGCUGCACCCAAGAAGAAGACCUCCAAGCUGGAUGUGAAGAUCCAGUCGCUCCUGGAGCUAAUCUGUGACAUCAAAGCCAUGGAGGAGUGUGUGCUGGAGAUGAAGUUUGACACUCGGAAAGCUCCUCUGGGCAAGCUGACCACGGAGCAGAUCCGUGCAGGCUACAUCGCGCUGAAGAAAAUCGAGGAUUGUUUGAAGAAGAAGAGCAACAGUCCUGAGCUGCUGGAAGCAUGCAACCAGUUCUACACCCGCAUCCCUCACGACUUUGGGAUGAAAACUCCGCCAAUUAUCCGUACAGAAGAUGAGCUUAAGGAGAAAAUUUCACUUUUGGAGGCUCUGAGUGAGAUUCAGAUAGCAGUGAAAAUGGUUCAGUCCAGUGGAGAGGGUGACGAACAUCCUCUGGACAGACAGUACUGCUCCCUCCAGUGUCAAAUGCAGCCUCUGGACUCCAGCAGCCACGAGUACACGGUGGUAGAAAAGUAUCUACAUUCCACUCACGCCUCCACACAUAGUGACUACACCAUGUCGGUCCUUGACAUCUUCUCAGUGGACAGAGAAUGUGAGAGGAACAACUUCCUCUCACAGAUGCACAACAGGACUCUGCUGUGGCACGGUUCCCGGCUGUCUAACUGGGUCGGCAUCCUCAGCCAGGGGCUCCGAGUGGCCCCACCUGAAGCCCCCGUCACUGGUUACAUGUUUGGUAAAGGUAUCUACUUUGCUGACAUGUCAUCAAAGAGCGCCAACUACUGCUUUGCCACUCAGAACAACCACGUGGGACUGCUGCUGCUGAGUGAGGUCGCUCUGGGAGACUGUAACGAGCUGCUGGACGCCGACUACGAGGCCAACAACCUGCCGGCUGGAAAACACAGCACCAAGGGCCUGGGACAGACCGGACCCAACCCCAAAAACGCUGUCAAUCUCGAUGGUGUGACGGUGCCCAUGGGACCGGCGGUGAAGACAGGUGUGGGUAAAAACAGCUGUUACUCCCUCCUGUACAACGAGUUCAUCGUUUACAACCCGGCCCAGACCCGCAUGAGGUACCUGCUGCGGAUCAAGUUCAACUACUCUUCACUGUGGUGAGACACAGUGUGGACGCACGAAAUCUGGUGAUUUCUGGGUGCUUUUCUCCCCACAAAGCAGGGACGGUGUACGACUUAAAUCAUUCUUCCUGUACAGUUAGAUUCUGGUUCUUGGGGGGAAAGGAUGUGAAGCCUGAACACACUUCUGUCACUGGGGGGGCGAACAGGAAGGUUUGCUUCCUCAGUGAUGUACAGCUGCAGCAAAAAUAUGUCAUAUGAAUAUGUAUGUCUUUGGGUUUUUCAUGUUGUUCAAAGAAAGCUUCGCUGGCAUUUUUCACCGUUUUCUGACAAAACCAUUAAACGUUUAUGCAGCUCACUCAAUUAAAAUGAGAACGCCAACAAAACUACAUUUUUCUACAGUGUUUGUUUUUGUUAAUAUUCAAUGCUGCGUCUUCUUGAGUCAUAAAAUGACAUUGGACUCUGUCAAUUACUUUCUGAAUAUUGUUCGGUUUGUUCAAUGAACUUUGGUGAAGAUGGAUCCAUGUGAAAAUCUGCUCAAAAUGUUGUUCAUGCUGCUUUAUCUCACAUUCAUCUUCAUAUCAACGUGAGCUGUAUAGUGUUCAUUUUGGUCUCUGCUUUGGUUCUGUAUGAAAGACGAAUGGCCUCGUGGAUCUUGUGGAUUAUCAGCGUCUGACUUUUAAUCUCACAACGUAACGAUUUAGAAGUUCUUCAUGCAGGUUUAACUUGAGCAUUUCUACUGAAUGAUAACCUAAAUGCUAUUGAAUGUGCCGAAAAAACAGAAAUGUAAUGCUUUCAUUUGUUUCUAUAAUUGUAGGGGAACAUGCACCGCAAAACAACAAAUACAGUACAACCAUUUUCAUGUCGCAGUAGGAAAAAAAACACAGAAAAUCAUUUAUUUUCAGUUAAUACAGGAGUUAUAGUAUAUACAUGAUUAUAAUAACAAAGACAUUUUCAUCGUGGUUACAGUUUGGAGUGUCAGUCUGUCUGUGUGUGUAAAUGUGUUUUAGUUUCAUCUCCUCCCCAGCAGGCGGAGGAAGAUGAGGACGAUGUCCAGGUAGAUAUUAAGAGCAGCGUUGAUGUAUUCCUCUGGAUCCAGACGGUAGCUCAUCAUCCCCAUCAUCUGCUGACAGUCCAUCAGGAACUGAGGGGAGGAAGAGUUAGGACAGGGUGAGAGAGUACCACCAGAUAACGAUUAGGAAUUAAUGACAUAUUUUAUAAUAGAAGACAUGUCACAGUAGGAAAUAAUAAAACGAAUAAUGGUUGAAUUCCAAUUAGCUUCUCCGGUUUCAGGAUGAGGAAGUUUGUCGGUUGCGGUUUAUAAAGACAUUCACAGUUGUCCCUUCCUCCCAUCGUAAUAUAAUAUGGCAAACAAGUUGUCUUUUCCUGGUUUUAAAGGCUUUAUUAAACUAAAGUGAUGUAUUUUCUUGUAGUUCCAGCUUUGCUAUUAUUUGCCUUAACCUACUUAGUCAUUAUAUCCACAUAAGUGAUGAUUAUUUAUCAAUAAUCUCAAUGAAAAUAUGUUUUAUAAGCAUUACUAGUCAACCCUACAAUAUCGUCUUAAUAUUGAUAUCAAGGUAUUUGGAUAAAAAUAUCGUGAUUUUCCUUCAGCCCUCGUUAAUGAAAGUUAACCCCAGAUUCACUCUUGUUAUAGAAUGAGCUUCGUCUGUUUUAAUUUCUCUUUAUAUUUGCGUAUUUUCAGCGCUGUGUCGGCCAUUUUUGUAGUUUUGCCUUGGAUGUGUGCUUACGUCUUGGGCACCUGAUUGGAUCGUUGGUUAUAGAGGUUGACGUUUGUGGUGGUCCCUUUGGUACAUCCCCUUGAAUAGUAGUGUUAAUAUCAUAUAUACAUAUAUAUACGUAUAUAUAUAUAUAUACAUACAUAUAUACAUAUGUAUAUAUAUAUGUAUACACACGUUGUUAUAUAUAGGCCUACCAGUGAAUACAGCAGAGCACCCAGACAUCAGACGUCAUCAGUGAUGAAGGAGUAGAAUGUGCAUGAAGCCAAACAUGAUCAUGUCCACCGUCAGAUUCAGCAGAACACCGUACCAAAUAGUGAAAUCAUGAGUCUGCAAAGAAUGCAGAGACAUUAGUACAUUCUGUACUUUCAUUCAGACAUUCUUUGUAUUCUUAAUUGCACACCAGCCCGAUAGCACAACCUUCAGAGUAUAUCACCCUUCAGUCAAUCUUUUCAGUAUUUUCUCCAUUCAUAGAUUUUAGUUUUUGUGCAAAUAAAUAGUGUAAAAUGUCCUCCUCUGUCGCCCAGAGCCCGAUGUGACAUCUUAAAAUGUCUUGUUUUGGUUGACCAGCAGUCUAAACCCAAACAGAUAAUAACUUUAAAAUGAUAUGAAAAGAUGAAACCGAAGAAUUAUAGAUAUUCUUUCUUUAAAACACGAUCAAUGGUCAGCAUAGUUGCUGAUUAAGCUUCUGUCAAGCGUCUUCAUCAAUUAAUUGACUAAUUAUUCAUUCUGAGUCUUCUGAUACUUACAGCGCUUGCAACGCCUAUCAUUGGAUUUUCUUUACAAGAAGCCGUUGAGGGCUAUAACUUCAAAACUGAUACGUUAGGCAACAGACAAAGUUAGGCAACUGUUCAAAGUAAACACAGAUCAUGAUGUCUGUAGUAGGAAGCAUUUAGAAAUGCAGCUCUUUGGCUCCGCCUGGUUCGCUGACCUGUGCAGAGAAUGGAAUGAUUGCCACAGAAAUGGUCAUCGUUGCUCCCAAAGUGAUGACGAAAUCAGUGGUGUCGUGGAAGGAGGCGAUGGUUCCCACCAUGUAUGACAAGCUCAGGGUGACCACAACCUGUAGGCACAACAUGUAAUGUAUGAACCAUCACCCUCAGCUGAGAAGGGUUUUUUUGCUUCACUUUUAACUGCUUCAAUCAGGCAGAUCCAGAUAGUUUAUGUCAUUCAAUAAUCAGUCUUUUAGAAUUAAGACGUGUUAAGUGCCCACUCGUCUACAAGAAACCUUUAUUUUUAAUUUUGUUUUAGCAGAUACAGGCUUCAUGAAUACCAUCACGAGUAUAUAUAAAGCAUAUUUGUGUAAGUUUGAAAUCCUUGAGCUGUCUGCUGAGGAGGUGUUUAUUCAAUCUCUACAUGAAGGCAUGAUCACUAUACUUGAUGUGACGUCUCCUCACUAGGGAGACGGCUGCUCCAUGUUCCAGCAGAAAGCUCCUGUCAAGGCAUUUGUUAGCUUCAGGGAGUGACAAAGCCCUGUGGGCGUGCACUUCUAAACCCGGCAAUGUUUGUGCUCUGCAUUGUGUAAUUAUCGCUCACAAUACAGGAAGUCCUCAUUUUAAA
Anarrhichthys ocellatus (wolf-eel) is the source of this 5397-nucleotide messenger RNA. It is a transcript of the gene parp2, whose product is annotated as poly (ADP-ribose) polymerase 2. Gene Ontology annotation, biological process: double-strand break repair; protein poly-ADP-ribosylation. The transcript is spliced from 16 exons. The coding region runs from base 111 to 2147 and encodes 678 amino acids. Lineage: Eukaryota; Metazoa; Chordata; Actinopteri; Perciformes; Anarhichadidae. Gene Ontology annotation, cellular component: nucleolus. Gene Ontology annotation, molecular function: zinc ion binding; NAD+ poly-ADP-ribosyltransferase activity. The record is from RefSeq and is a predicted model, not a curated record.